This is a messenger RNA of Morchella importuna, 657 nucleotides long. RefSeq lists its product as uncharacterized. The transcript has 2 exons. The record is from RefSeq and is a predicted model, not a curated record. NCBI's taxonomy places the organism in Eukaryota, Fungi, Ascomycota, Pezizomycetes, Pezizales, Morchellaceae. The coding region runs from base 1 to 657 and encodes 218 amino acids.
AUGUCCUUCCAACCGCACCUCAACCCUUACUACGGCCGCAUCCCCCCCGCCGACACAACCUACCCGCCACAACUCCCCUUCAUGCCCACCCUCGACCCGUCCACCGCACAGCUAACCCUUCACACCCCCUUCACCCCCCACACCCUCAUCACGCUCACCCCCUCCCGCCACACACACCCCCUCUCCCACCACCCUCCGCCCCGCCGUCACCCCAUCCGCACCCUCCCCGCCCGCGCAACCCCCCCUCCACCACAUCUCUCUUCUGUGCUGGUUCUCGAGAUGGUGUUGCCGGGGACGACGAUAAGUGAUGUGAUGGCGGAGGUUAUCGCGCUGCCUAUUGCGGUUGGGGACACGGUUGAGGAUCGGCAGAUGCGGUGGCAGCGGGCGCGGGCGCGGCUAAGGCUGAUGGGGCUGCAUGGGAGUGCGGUGCGGGCGGUGGAUCGGGUGGGGGCGUGUGGCGCGGGGCAUAAUGGCGUGGGAGGGGGGAAGAUGGUGGUGGGUGGGACGGGGAGGGGCGGGGAGGAGGAGGUGGUGGUGUUGGUGGGGUGGGGGAGUGCGAUGGUUGUGGGGGUGAGGGGCGGGUGGAGGGGGGAUGGGUGGAGUGGGUUGCAUGCGGCGUUUUUGGAGGGGGGCGGGGUGGGGGAGGGGUGGGGGUGA